This is a messenger RNA of Chenopodium quinoa (quinoa), 1797 nucleotides long. RefSeq names its product plectin-like. The coding region runs from base 1 to 1797 and encodes 598 amino acids. The transcript is spliced from 6 exons. NCBI's taxonomy places the organism in Eukaryota, Viridiplantae, Streptophyta, Magnoliopsida, Caryophyllales, Amaranthaceae. The record is from RefSeq and is a predicted model, not a curated record.
AUGGUAAAGCUAAGCGAAGCUACUUCGGGGGUUGACUAUAACCGACUUGGGGUGAACGCUGAACGAGUCAUUUUAGACCGGGCUUCGGCAAUCACAGCUCCGAAGGACCGUCCGCUGCAUCUGCACAAAACGGGCCUUCAGAUCGAAGCUACCGCCGAAUACACCAAGCAGAAACCUUGGUGGGAGAAGCGAGAUCCCCUUCGGCCUUUAUUACCUGAGGAAGCACAGGCUGCUCAGACAGCAGCUGACGUGUCCCGAGCAAUCGACUCCUUGGAAGGAGGUGUUGGGACAUCUGGUGCUGCUGAGAGGGAUAUCCCUGCAUCUGGAGCUCAGCCGAGGGUUCCAUCUGAGGAAGGGAGCGAAAGAAGAGAAGGAAAGGCGUCUGCUCAUUCUGAGGAUCCAUCUUCGUUAGAAUCUGAAGAAAUGGACGAGCAGCCCUUAGCAAAGAGGAGGAGGAGGUUAGCCGUGCUGGGGCCUCGUCAGUAUCAGACGGGGAUGAGGCCUACCAGGGGCAUCCUCAUAUGGGAGCCUAAUGAAGGCUUCUCAGAUGAUAUUGAUAGGAAGGUUGACGCUUUUCUUCGUCAACCUGAUCUGGGGGAGGAAGCAGAGGAGGUCGUCGCUGCUGACCCUGGUGGAGACCAACUGGGCUCCGCCGAAGGAGAAGGUCAUGCUGAGCCUGAGAAGGUUCAGGAGGUUCCAUCUUCUUCCUUCCCGUCCUUCCAGACACUGAACUCUGGGGAUUUGGGUUUCUCGGCCCCCCGCAUCACAGUCCCAGAACCUGUUUGGGAACGAAUUUGGGGCCAGAACCGUGAAGGGGCUGCAGGUUACUUCGGCGACCUAUCUAGUAUGUUCGAAGUGGACCGAGCGAGGGUUGUGCACAAUCAGACUCUUACUGUAGAGCUGAUUGACACCCUCCAAGAUAAGCUGGAGCAUGCCUGGGAAGAUGUGAAGAUUGCCCAGGAGGAGGCGAAGCUUGCUGAGUUGAAACAGCAGGCUGCUGAAGAGAGGCAGCAGCAGAGCGAAGAGUAUGAAAAGAGGGCUGCUGAAGCCAUUCAGACCUUCUGCUCUGCCAUGGAGAAGGAAGUUUUUCCCCCAUUGAUAGAAGGGGAGAAAUUCCUUCAGGAGCACAUGGGAGUGGACAUCUCCAAAUUUAAAGCUGCCAUCGAGAGCCGUAUUCAAGAAGGAGCUGUUGCACAAGCUGAAGCUAGGGAUGUUCACCUUUCUGCUGCCCAAGCUGCUGCUGAGAGCCAAGACCAGAAGCUGAAGGAGCUAGAGGAUCAGCUGAAGGUUAAGGGAGAUGAGCUGACCCAGGCCAAGGCCGAGGCUUCCAACGUCCAGCUGGAGCUUAAUGAGCAGAAGACUUCUUCCUCCAAACUCUCAGAAGAUUUAGAAAAAUCUAAAAAGGAUUUGGAGGAAAGUCAAAAGAGAUUAGCUGACGCUGAAGCCUUGCUCCAAGUCCGCCUCUACACCCAAGAAGAGUACGAGAUGGGUUACAUAAAUGGGUUUAAGGUGGCUCGGAGGUUGGCUCUCCAUGCUGAGACUUCGCUGGAUUGGUCUAAGUGUGCGCUUUGGGCUCAGAACCCCGAGGAUCCGCAUAUGCUGUACGCCACUCCCGCCGAGCAUGAGAUCCUUCAGGCUGAACAAGCCGAGGAGGAAGCUGAGCGGCAGGAGUUGGAGGCUGAACAGCGAGCCGCCAAAGCUCAAGCAAGGGCCCAACCUGCCUCCUCUGCUGCUGGAGCCGAGACUGCCCCGGGGCUAGACCUGGCUAACCAGCCUGAUCCUUCGGCUGAAGCAUAG